AUGUCAGAAAAGUCUAAACGCUUCUUUACCGCUAAGACUAAUCAUCAUCCUGACGCGUAUACUGCAUACGAAUGGCCGGAAUGGAAGGAUUCCGAUUUGAAUAACGAGAAAUGGGAGAUACCCAAAGAUGGUCCAGAUGGUCUAUUCCUAGACGCAGAACGUGUCGCUAUGCCUUGGUCUUUGGAACCUGACCGUUGGAUACGAGCAAAAGAUUUGGAACACUUGACUGCUCCUCCGACUGUAUACAUAACGACUGUGGAACAUCCUGAUCUGGUUACAAACAAUAAGCAUCUGUUACACAGCGAGUUUGUGAGAUGGUUUGUGUCCGCUCUGACAAACUUGCAAUAUUGCGGUCGAGAGGGUUUAGACAUUGGCGGAGAGAGUUUAAAUUUCAUUUGGAUCGGUCGUAAUAAUCCCUGGUAUGGUUGGAUGCACGUAUAUUCCAUGAACAAAGCUGGGAAAAACAUCCAGCAUCGACCCAUAAUAAAUCCAAACGGUAGAUAUGACAUUAUAUUCCAUUCACAGUAG
Molecule: messenger RNA, 528 nt
Organism: Trachymyrmex septentrionalis
Lineage: Eukaryota; Metazoa; Arthropoda; Insecta; Hymenoptera; Formicidae
Product: androglobin-like
Exons: 3
Coding region: 1-528 (175 amino acids)
Source: RefSeq, a predicted model, not a curated record